This is a messenger RNA of Vitis riparia (riverbank grape), 3240 nucleotides long. Its product is annotated as probable transcriptional regulator SLK2. Lineage: Eukaryota; Viridiplantae; Streptophyta; Magnoliopsida; Vitales; Vitaceae. The record is from RefSeq and is a predicted model, not a curated record. Gene Ontology annotation, cellular component: transcription regulator complex; nucleus. The coding region runs from base 391 to 2976 and encodes 861 amino acids. The transcript has 10 exons. Gene Ontology annotation, biological process: negative regulation of transcription by RNA polymerase II; positive regulation of transcription by RNA polymerase II.
CCUGCAAUUCCCGCUAGGUAUAUAAACCCCAGCCAACUCUCGGCGAUUUCAGUUCGGGGAACGCUAAAUCGGAAACGUUUUUCUCGGCGUUGAAAGAGCCCUACAACAAAUUCUGAAAAGCACAAAAAGGUCCUAGAACAUCUCAAAUCAUUUUGACACAAGAACACAUUGGUGAUACAAAAGAUUAUAUUUGUCUUUCUUUUUGGUGGGUUAACCAUAUUAUUUUUGUAUUAUGCUAAUUCAUGAGCCACAUUUAGGGGUUUUCUUGUAUGGGUUUUUAUUGCUUGAGUUUAAGUGCGCAAGUUGAGUGUGUUUGAUCUUCAAAAGAACAAAACAGGCCUGGCUUUAGAGAGCUACAUAGAUUCCAGCCACCAGGCAGCGGUGCCCCCCAUGGCACCUUCACGGGUGGCUGGAAGUUUAGCUCAAUCUUCCUCAAGUUCUGGUAUCUUUUUCCAAGGAGACGGGCAGUCUCAGGCUGUAGUUAACUCUCACAUGAGUUCAUCAUUUGGGAACUCGUCAAAUUCUAUUCCUGGAACGGGGCGUUCUAAUCUUGGUCCGGUUUCUGGGGACGUGAAUAACACAGUUUUGAACAGUGUAGCAAAUUCUGGGCCGAGUGUUGGGGCGAGUUCGUUGGUUACAGAUGCCAACUCGGCACUUUCAGGAGGUCCUCACUUGCAGAGAAGUGCAAGCAUCAAUACGGAGUCUUACAUGCGCUUGCCUGCAUCACCCAUGUCGUUCUCAUCGAAUAAUAUUAGUAUUUCUGGUUCCUCAGUCAUGGAUGGGUCCUCUGUAGUGCAGCAGAGCUCUCAUCAAGAUCCAAGCUCUCAGCAAGUGAAUCAAAGUCAGCAGCAUCAAGGAGCUUCAAGUGCUACAUCCUUGCCCACAUCACAAGCAGGCCAAGUUUCACUUUCCAUGAAUCCACGGGUUCCUGCCUCAUUCAUUCAGGAACCCAAUAAUCCAUCCCAGGUGCAUAAGAAAGCCCGACUGGAUAUCAAACAGGAAGACAUUUUGCCCCAGCAGAUUGUGCAACAAAUACUUCAAAGACAGGACCCAAUGCAGUUGCAAGGCCACAAUCCCCAGUUUCACAGCAUGAUUCAACAGCAAAGACUACGACAACAACAGCAGAUGUUGCAGUCCAUGCCUCAGCAGAUGCAGCGAGCCCACUUGCAGCAGCAACAUCAGCAGCAACAGCAGCAGCAACUGCAGUUGAGACACCACCUGCAACAACAGGGCAUGCAACCAAUAUCUGCCAUGAAGCGCCCCUAUGAUAGUGGUGUAUGUGCUCGUCGUCUAAUGCAAUACCUAUAUCACCAGCGGCAACCUGACAAGACUAUUGCCUAUUGGAGGAAAUUUGUGGCAGAGUAUUAUUCACCCCGUGCAAAGAAAAGAUGGUGCUUGUCCUUAUAUGACAAUGUUGGAAAUCAUGCACUGGGUGUUUUCCCCCAGGCAGCUAUGGAUGCAUGGCAUUGUGAAAUUUGCAAUUCUAAAUCCGGAAGGGGGUUUGAGGCAACUUUUGAAGUACUCCCUCGACUUAAUGAAAUAAAAUUUGGCAGUGGUGUCAUUGAUGAGCUUUUGUUUCUGGACUUGCCACGUGAAUGUAGAUUUCCUUCAGGAAUAAUGAUGUUAGAAUAUGGGAAAGCAGUUCAGGAGAGUGUAUAUGAGCAACUCCGAGUUGUUCGUGAGGGUCAGCUUCGUAUCAUAUUUACCCCUGAUUUAAAGAUAUUAUCCUGGGAAUUUUGUGCCCAACACCAUGAAGAACUUCUUCCUCGUAGGUUGGUAGCCCCACAGGUGAAUCAGUUGGUGCAGGUUGCACAGAAAUGCCAAAGCACAAUUGCUGAAAGUGGAUCUGAUGGGAUUUCUCAGCAGGACUUACAAACAAAUAGCAACAUGGUUUUGACAGCUGGGCGUCAGCUUGCAAGAAGUUUAGAGUCUCAGUCGCUGAAUGAUCUGGGAUUUUCCAAAAGAUAUGUGAGGUGCUUGCAGAUAUCUGAGGUUGUCAAUAGUAUGAAAGACUUGAUUGACUUCUGCAGGGAGAACAAAGUUGGGCCAAUUGAUGGGUUGAAAAGUUAUCCUCGACAUGCUAGUGCAGUGAAGCUUGAGAUGCAAAAGAUGCAGGAGAUGGAACAGCUUGCAAAUGUUCAGGGUCUGCCGACGGAUCGCAAUACCCUUAAUAAGCUAAUAGCAUUGCAUCCUGGUCUAAACAGCCAUAUGAGCAAUAAUCCUCACAUAGUUAAUCGUGGAGCUUUAAGUGGCUCGGCACAAGCUGCUUUAGCACUGACCAACUACCAGAAUCUGCUGAUGAGACAAAACUCCAUGAAUUCAAACCCUAGCUCGCUUCAGCAAGAGGGGCCAUCUUCAUUUAAUAGCUCUAACCAGAGUCCAUCUUCAACAUUUCAGGGCCCUGCUACUUUGAUUCCAGGAUCCAUGCACAACUUACCUGGUAGUGGUUUUUCCAGUCCCCAUCUACCUCCUCAACAGCAGCAGCAGCAGCAGCAACAACAACAACAGCGCUCAUUGAACCCUAGUAGCUUGCUCCAACAGAAUCCUGCUCUAUCCUCUCAAAGCAGCCAGGCUCUACAACAGCAGAUGAUGCAGCAAAUGUUGCAGGAGAUGACUAAUAAUUGCGGGCCAGGGAUGCAGCAGCAGUCCCUUUCUGGCCAGAACGUAAAUGGGAGCAUGACGAGGAGUGGGAUGGGGUUUGGGAACAACAGUGCAGCAGCCACUGUAGCCAGCCCCAACUUAUCAGGAAGCAUUGGGGGGCCACCACUGAGCAAGAGUAACAGUUUCAAAGGGCCAUUGAAUAGUGACUCUUCGGCUGGGGGUGCUAAUAGUGGAUUCAACCAAAAAGCAUCAGAUUUGGCACAUAAUUUGCAUCUGUCGGAUGAAAUGGUUCAGGAUAUAGCCCGUGAAUUUCCAGAUAAUGGGUUCUUUAACAGUGACCUUGAGGAUAAUAUGAGCUAUGGCUGGAAAGCAUGACUAACCUAGUUUGAAGUUUGAACUGGCAAAUCCACCAGCAUAUAUCUUUCUUUGUACAGGACAUUUGAAAUAGUUCCAUUUUUCUUUUCUUUGAAAGUAUGGAGUUUGCUGUGACUUCACUUAUGUGUACUUUUUUUACUAGGAUAUUUAGCAACUCUUUUUGAGGGUUUUCUGUUUUCAAGUCUUGCAAAUGUAAUCUAUCUAUUGGACAAAAGUCUUUUAAGAGUUUCCUAUUAAACCUGAUUAUCAUGUGUUCCAUUCCCA